Molecule: messenger RNA, 1032 nt
Organism: Bolinopsis microptera
Lineage: Eukaryota; Metazoa; Ctenophora; Tentaculata; Lobata; Bolinopsidae
Product: QRFP-like peptide receptor
Exons: 2
Coding region: 1-1032 (343 amino acids)
Biological process (GO): G protein-coupled receptor signaling pathway; cellular response to hormone stimulus
Cellular component (GO): plasma membrane
Molecular function (GO): G protein-coupled receptor activity; peptide binding
Source: RefSeq, a predicted model, not a curated record
AUGAACGGGACCGAGGAUCUACUGCCGCCUCUCGAGGAGAGUUCAGGACACAUCUUUAGCCUUACCAAGACCAUUCUUAUCAUUUUACUGAUCCUGGUCUUCAUUGAGGGAAUCACGGGAAAUGGGUUUGUUAUUCACGCGACCUUCAGAGUCCAGGUGUUUAGAGUGGACAGGAGCACUGUAGCUUUCAUCAGACAUCUAGCAAUCACGGACCUUCUCUACAUCAUCCUCAACAUCCCACCCCUCGUACUCUUCAUCGUCACUAUGACCCCCGGACCCGGCGUCUUGGAGACCAACCUUAAACUUCAGGAGGCGGUAGACAAGGCCUGCUACGUGUUUGGUAACGCUCACGAUGCCAUGGUCCACUGCAAUGUUAUCUUUAUCCUGGUGAUCUCCAUCAACAGGUUCCUGAGGUGCAUGAAGCCACUCCAGAUCUCCGUGAUGACCUCCCGGCAGGAGGCGUGGUGUUUGGCCGGGUUCUGGGGAGUUGCCCUCGCUCCUUCUCUUGCUAAGAUAUGUCUUCAGGCUGCUACCGUUCUACCAGUCUACCAUUUCGAGUCCCAGACUGCUCGAUGUGAGUUCAGUUUGACCGGAAGUUGGGAAACCUACAAUCUCAUAUCCAUCUGCACUGCUUUCUCCCUUAUCACACUCUGCAAUCUGGGCCUCCUUAUUCUCAGUCUCAACAGACAAUCCAGACUUCUCACCAAACGCAUGCGGAGGAUGAAGCUUCAGGCUUUUCUCAUCACUGGAGGAAUCUCUUGCAUUUUCAUCAUGUCAUGGCUACCAGCUGUCGCGUCGAGUCUGUUGUCAUGGUUACAAUUGCAAACACCGAUGGAGCUAAAGUACGCCACACACCUCUACAUAAUCAACACUUUCUCAAACCCCAUCCUCUACGCUUUUGUGAAUACUGGCUACUUCAAAUUCCUCCAGUUCAAGAUCAAGUUUAUGAAGCUGAAGUUCCAGACCAAGCUGAUAGGAUUAAUGUUGCAGUUAAAGGGCGUCACAGGUUCUGACUCCCAAGCAGACGCCUAA